UGCUAAGCUACAGGAACUUCGCCACUCCCCAGCAGGCGCUGGAUCUGCUUUUCCUCAGAUACAGAAGCAUCAUUUCGGAUUAUCAUGGGGAUGGCGGACCCCUGGAGCAGCUAAAAUGCGCCAUGUCCUCCAUCCUAAAGAUCUGGCUGGAAUUCUAUUCCAUUGAUUUCCACGAGCCUCCUGAAUUUCCUUCUUUGAAGUUUCUGUUGGCCUAUAUACACGUCAAUCUGCCAGGUUCAGAGGUGGAGCUCAAGGCUGAUCUUCUGGCCCAGCUGGAGAAACUGGAGCACCUGGAGCCCAGUGAGGCGGAGACUGAGUGUGAGGAGGAAGAGGUUCCAGCUUCUGCCCAGGCUGAACAACUGUCCCAAGAGCUAAAGACAUCUUCAGCUCCAGCGCCAGCUCGACCUCCACUGCCAGAGCCAGAGCCUGAGCAAGAUCCGGAGCCCAAGCCAGAGCAAGAGCAAGAUUUAGAGCCAGAACAAGAGCCAGAGCCUGACUCAGAGCAAGAGCCAGAGCCCAAGCCAGAGGAAGAUCAAGAGCAGGAGCAAGAUCCAGAGGAAGAGAAAGAGUCAGAGCCAGAGCCAGAGCCAGAGCCAGAGCCAGAGCCAGAGUACGAGCAAGAUCCUGAGCCUCUAACCACGUGUGGCUAGUGAGCAAAUGAAAUGUGACUAGCCUGAACUGAGAUGUGCCAUUAACUAUAGAAUACAUACCAAAUUUCUCAGAUUUUUUUUUUUUUGACCAAACCCCCGGCACGGUGUGGUCUGCACCACGCUCAGCCAGUGAGCGCACCGGCCAUCCCUAUAUAGGAUCCGAACCCGUGGCCUCGGCACUACCAGCGCCACACUCUCCCAAGUGAGCCACGGGGCCAGCCCUAAAUUUCUAACAUUUUACAUGAUAAAAAGAAUGUAAAAUAUCUCACUAACCUUUUUGUUUGGCAUUAAU
Messenger RNA from Cynocephalus volans (Philippine flying lemur), 942 nucleotides. Its product is annotated as protein TsetseEP-like. NCBI's taxonomy places the organism in Eukaryota, Metazoa, Chordata, Mammalia, Dermoptera, Cynocephalidae. The record is from RefSeq and is a predicted model, not a curated record. The transcript is spliced from 4 exons. The coding region runs from base 123 to 650 and encodes 175 amino acids.